UCUCGAUGACUGUCAGUCGGAUUUUCUGAAUCGUUCACGUCGAUUGGGUUGGUUCGUCGUCGUCGUCGUUGUCAAAUUGAUCCGUUUUUUGCAGUUAGUUUCAGACAUACUGCAGCAGAAUUUUACUAGUUACUCAACCAGCGCAGCCGUAUACUUCGGGAGUGCAGUUUCCUCCGCAGGUAUACAUUGCUGUAGAAAGUGUGUGAAAAGAGUAAACGCAACAGGAGAAUCGUUGAAGACCUUGUUUUCGGUCGGUCAUUUAUAAUAGAUUAAUGUGCCAUUUGCGCCCCACCAGCGCCAGCAGUUAGUUUAGGCUGGGUAGUACUGCUACUAGACUGAUUGCAACAUCCCGUUGCUGAACGCGAUUACGAGAAAACUAUUCGAACGAAGCACCGAGCGAUUGGAUAAUUCAGUUUAAUUCGAUAAGGGUUGAGAAGUGGAAAAAUCUGUUCAACUGCAAACGAAAGAAUAAAGAACGGUUACAGCAAACAGCAUCACUGUGUGUCACAUUUAGCAGACGGGCGGAAUCGAUAUUGUGCGGGAAUUUGCGGGCAGUAGCGCAGGGGAGCGCUGCGCGGUUAGCAAAACAAAAAUAUCGCAUCGUACGAUACACGAUCGGAGCGAGAGAGUCUAGAUAAAAGGGGCUCACGGUAGACAGAGAGGCACAAUCCAGCCCAAGCACACGCAGAUUUUGCUAUUUGCUCCAUCAGCACUAGCACCAGCAGUUCUCCGCGUAAUCCGGAAGCUGCUGUUACAUUCUGUGGACUUGAUUUCUGUGUGUGAUUGGUGCCAGUAGCUGUAAACGAUAGCGCGAUUGCGUGCGAACUUACUUGUAAGGUCGCCAACUAAGCCAACGAGUAGCGAGCAGGGAAGGAAGCCCUAUCGAGAAACAACUAACUUUAACUGAGGUGCAAUGGAUACGGUCGAGACGGCGAACCACUUCGUAGCCUUCGGAGAAGCGUCGUCUAGUGGAAGAGAUAUGAAAACGCCACUCUUGGGCAAAACAACAAUGACGUCGACACCGUCGUCGCAGCCAACCGCGACGUCAAAUGGACAACUGCGAUAUGCGGCGGCUGCGAACAAUAAUCUUCACCAGCAACAAAAGUCGUCAACGGAGUGCAACGGAAAUGGUUCCAUCGGAAGCGGAAGUGCGAAUGAUGAUGAGUGCGAAGUUGACCAGGAACUAUCCGCGCGCAAAUCGUUGAUUAUUCUUGCUGCUAUCUUCUUCACCAGUCUGUUUGCGAUGAUAUACGUGUAUGCCAUGUUCCCGGAGUUGGAAGAAUCCGAGAAGCAGUACAUUAAGGUACCAUUCGAUAUUGAGGAUGCCAAACAGUUGGGACGAGUGCUGGACCGCUACAAAGAUCUGUACUAUCUGGAAGUUAUGUUUGGGGUCAUCUUGGUUUACAUAUUCCUUCAAACCUUCGCCAUUCCCGGAUCGCUAUUCCUAUCGAUUCUGAGCGGCUUUCUGUACAAUUUCCCCGUAGCACUAACACUGGUAUGCUUCUGCUCCGCGUUGGGAGCUACUCUGUGCUAUCUGCUAUCACAGCUCGUUGGCCGUCGUCUGGUCAAGCACUACUUUCCGGAAAAGGCUCGUGUCUGGGCCCAUCAGGUGGACAAGCACCGUGAAGAUCUUUUGAGCUAUAUGCUGUUUCUACGGAUGACUCCGUUCUUACCGAACUGGUUCAUCAACCUGGUGGCGCCGGUAAUUGGAGUUCCGCUGUAUCCGUUCGCGCUCGGGACGUUCCUUGGUGUUGCACCGCCUUCGUUCAUCGCCAUUCAGGCGGGUAAAACGCUAUACAAAAUGACUAGUUCCAGUGAUGCCUUCAGCUGGGGAUCCAUUACGAUGCUGGCGUUAUUUUCGGUCUUUUCGCUUGUUCCGGUCAUAUUCAAGCGAUACUUCAAAGCCAAAAUCGACUAAAUGGCUUCGGAACUGGGCGAAGCGGAGCGUGUGGUGAGUUCGUUUUACCGCUAGCAAAACUGGUUAAGUCACGGUUAGUGCUUAGUGGAGGGAAUCUUCGAGGUCAAACCCAUCCGCGGGCUGACUAGACUAGGCGAGGAAGAUGAGGAAUAGUAUAAUUUUAGCCAAAGAUGUGUGUAUAAAGCUACAGCCGAUUAGUGUCCAUUUGCAUAAUGUGAUGUUUGCCUGUUGCCUGGUGGAGCUAGUAGAAUCGGAAGGAGAACUGGGUCUUCCGACACCGAUGUCGGUGGGGUUCGGUAUGUAAGGUUUGAGUUUACAUACCAUACAGAAAGUAAAUAAUGGUUCAUAAAGUUUCAAACAUCGUUUGUGAAUACCGAAAAUAGAUAGAUUUUGACAAUUUGGCGAGCUUCUCUAAAUGUUGACUGUUUUAACUUUGCGCGUUAUUUAGCACAUAUUUCUAAGUCGAUUCAAGAAAAAUGAUUUUGUAAAGUUGACAACGUUGUUUGGUAGACAUAAAAAAUUGUUCUGGUAAAAGGUAAAAAGAUACAAAUUUUCGAAGUGUCAAAAAACACCGAUAAACUUUCUGCCGCUUGAUCUCGAAUUCUUCUUUUAUAUCAAGCAACCUACAAACUCCCGGAUAAACUAAGUUAUGAACCAGGCGAUGUAUUAAAAAGUUGCUUUAACAUGUUGGAGAGAAACAUUUGAAACAGAUCUUUUUCCUGCAAAAGCGCAACAUGCAAAAUCGGCAAAGUCAGUCUAUGGACAACUAUAGUUAUAAGUAGGUUAUCGCAUUUUUUAUACUUAAAAACACAGACGUGGUGGAAUGUUUUUAAUCGUUCACUAGUUCAAAAACAUUGUAACGUAUUCGAACUGUUGCAUGAGUGAUUUCUAGGUGUUACUGGAAAGUAUUAUUUGUUUAUCAAAUAAUAUGUAGAAUGUAAUAUUUUUGAGUAGAGUCGAACGAGGACGAGAAAACUGACCAACAAGAACCUAACUACAGAACAGCAUUUUAAACAAACAUGCGAAAGGGUUUUGUCAAUAGUCUAGUACGUGAAACUCGACGCGAGCCGAUUUGUGAGAGUGUACAGUUAAAAUUUCGAAUAGUAGCAGCUUCAGUUUUAAUUAAAUACUAGGAAAUUAUUCUUACUGCGAUAUAAAAUGCGAGUAGAAACAAAUAGCUAACCAACAAAUUCCAGCAACAAUUGAUGGAGUGCUUGAGUAAUGCACUUGGUGACACAGAAAAAAUGUAUUCUGAAUGUAGUCAAAUGUAAAAAAAAUAAACUAAAUAACAAAUAGCUUAUUGUGAAUGUGCAAAAAUAGGCGAAUCGUAAACACAAAUACACACACCUACAUGAUGUUGAAACGCG
Molecule: messenger RNA, 3285 nt
Organism: Wyeomyia smithii (pitcher-plant mosquito)
Lineage: Eukaryota; Metazoa; Arthropoda; Insecta; Diptera; Culicidae
Gene: stas
Product: transmembrane protein 41 homolog
Exons: 4
Coding region: 914-1918 (334 amino acids)
Cellular component (GO): endoplasmic reticulum membrane
Source: RefSeq, a predicted model, not a curated record